Molecule: messenger RNA, 500 nt
Organism: Diabrotica balteata
Lineage: Eukaryota; Metazoa; Arthropoda; Insecta; Coleoptera; Chrysomelidae
Source: the annotation of a GenBank genome assembly
GCCAUCAGAGGCCACUUUUUUGGUCUCCUUUUUAUAAGGAUUAGAUUCCCUCUUUUGUCUUAUUGCUCGAUGGAUAAAGUAAACAUGCCCCCUAAGAAAGGGGCAGCGAAACCUGCUAAAGCGGGAAAAAGUGAUGAAUCCGGCGAUAAAGGAAAGGAAAAGAAAGGGGGCACCUCAGUUAAAGUGAGACACAUAUUAUGUGAAAAACAAAGCAAAUGUUUAGAAGCUUUGGAAAAACUGAAAGCUGGUCAAAAGUUUCCAGAAGUUGCCGCUGCCUAUAGUGAAGACAAAGCUAGAUCAGGAGGAGACUUAGGUUGGAUGAUCAGAGGCUCAAUGGUUGGACCUUUCCAAGAUGCUGCAUUUGCCUUACCUAUUUCAUCUGUUAACAGUCCUGUAUAUACAGAUCCUCCAAUUAAGACUAAAUUUGGUUAUCAUAUUAUAAUGGUAGAAGGAAAAAAAUAAUUUUAUGUUAUUAUAUAUUUUUGUAUAUAGAUAGUGAG